UCGUUGCCAUCGAUGGGCCCCGUGUUCGAUUCACGGCUGAUGCAUUCUUUUUCCCCUUUUUUUUCCACUAUCAUUUCACAUAACCCUUUAUUCCCCCUUUUCCUCUUUUCCGUUCUCCUCUCAGGGCUUUCUUUCCUUAUCGGUUUCGCCUUCAUUAUUUUUUUAUUUUUAUUUUUUUCAUUUUCUAUAUAUGUUAUAAUGUAAUCAUUCUAUACAACGAGGCUGGAGUGUCGUUUUAAGUUCCAGGGGAAGGUUUAGGUUAACGA
Xylaria bambusicola is the source of this 266-nucleotide messenger RNA. RefSeq lists its product as uncharacterized. The record is from RefSeq and is a predicted model, not a curated record. Lineage: Eukaryota; Fungi; Ascomycota; Sordariomycetes; Xylariales; Xylariaceae. The transcript has a single exon. The coding region runs from base 13 to 204 and encodes 63 amino acids.